CGCCGCCGCCGCCGCGCUCGUCCCGCUCCGGAGCCGCAGUGCGCGCCGCGGCCCCCGCGCCGCGGAAGCGCAGCCGCCGCCGCCGCCCGCCGCCGCCGCCCGAUGGCCCCGCUGCGGGAUCGCCUGCCCCGCCUGCUGGUCGCCAUCCGGUCCCUGCUCUUCUGGUCCCUGGUCUACGGCUACUGCGGGCUCUGCGCCUCCUUCUACCUGCUCAAACUUUUGUGGAGCAUCGGCACGGGACCCACGCAGACCUUCCGGCGGGCCGCCCGGGACCACCCUCCCGCGGGCUUGAACGACCCCUCGCUGGGGACCCACUGCUACGUGCGCAUCAAGGAUUCAGGGUUAAGAUUUCACUAUGUUGCUGCUGGAGAAAGAGGCAAACCACUUAUGCUGCUCCUCCACGGAUUUCCAGAAUUCUGGUAUUCUUGGCGUUACCAGCUGAGGGAAUUUAAAAGCAACUAUAGAGUUGUAGCACUGGAUUUAAGAGGCUACGGAGAAACAGAUGCUCCCCUUCAUCGCGAGAAUUACAAAUUGGACUGUCUAAUUACAGAUAUAAAGGAUAUUUUAGACUUUUUAGGGUACAGCAAAUGUGUUCUUAUUGGCCAUGACUGGGGGGGCAUGAUUGCUUGGCUGAUAGCCAUCUGUUACCCCGAAAUGGUAAUGAAGCUUAUUGUUCUUAACUUCCCUCAUCCAAAUGUAUUUACAGAAUAUAUUUUACGACACCCUGCCCAGCUAUUCAAAUCGAGCUAUUAUUACUUCUUCCAAAUACCGUGGUUUCCAGAAUUUAUGUUCUCCAUAAAUGAUUUCAAGGCUUUGAGGCAUCUGUUUACUGGUCACAGCACUGGCCCUGGAAGGAAAGGAUGUCCAUUAACAACAGAAGAUCUUGAAGCUUGUAUUUAUGUUUUUUCUCAGCCUGGAGCAUUAAGCGGUCCAAUUAACCAUUACCGAAAUAUCUUCAGCUACCUGCCUCUCAAACAUCCCAUGGUGAUCACGCCAACACUACUACUGUGGGGAGAGAAGGACGCAUUUAUGGAGGCUGAGAUGGCUGAAGUCACCAAGAUUUAUGUUCAAAACUAUUUCAGGCUAACUAUUUUGUCAGAAGCCAGUCACUGGCUCCAGCAAGAACAACCUGACAUAGUGAACAAAUUGAUAUGGACAUUUUUAAAAGAAGAAACAAGGAAAAAAGAUUGACCUUUUCAAUGAAGGGUCUGAAAGGAAAUCUCUAAAUGAUUUUAAAAAUUUGUUUAUCGACUUCUUUAAGCUUCAUUAGGUAAAGAUUGUUUUCAAAGGCUUUAUCGUCAACAAAUAUCCUGACAAAUGACAUUGAAAAAAAUCCGAGAAUGUGUGAACUUGUGCAGAAUGUGGAUCUUCUGUUGUACUCUGCACAGAAAAGCAUCUGCCUUAAAGUGGAUACACUGCUUGAUACACAAAGAGGAAGCUGGGGAAAGUUGCUCAGUUGUGGUGUCUGGCGUUCUUUACCCUGUUAACAUAUGGUGCCUUUUACAAAUGUCUGUUAAAGAUUAGCUAUGCCAUAUUAAAAGGCAGACCUGCAAUGGUAUAAAUUUUCAUUUUGUAGUUCAAAAGUUCCUUUUACUAUUUUUUUUAACCAUUAAAAAAGUCUAUUAUC
Molecule: messenger RNA, 1627 nt
Organism: Phacochoerus africanus (Common warthog)
Lineage: Eukaryota; Metazoa; Chordata; Mammalia; Artiodactyla; Suidae
Gene: EPHX4
Product: epoxide hydrolase 4
Exons: 7
Coding region: 103-1191 (362 amino acids)
Molecular function (GO): hydrolase activity
Source: RefSeq, a predicted model, not a curated record